Molecule: messenger RNA, 2388 nt
Organism: Aspergillus alliaceus
Lineage: Eukaryota; Fungi; Ascomycota; Eurotiomycetes; Eurotiales; Aspergillaceae
Gene: cpdS
Product: putative serine carboxypeptidase (CpdS)
Exons: 6
Coding region: 459-2024 (521 amino acids)
Biological process (GO): proteolysis
Molecular function (GO): serine-type carboxypeptidase activity
Source: RefSeq, a predicted model, not a curated record
AUGAAAAGGAACUCCACAGAUUUCACCAUGACAAGUGAGUGGUGAUGUUUUAUCACUGCAGAUGUGGAGCUCCACAUGCAACCCCAAUUCAGUACCAUCCGGAAUGGCCGGCGAAAUAGGUCACCAAUAUUUAGAUUACCACGACAGCUUUCGGUUGGCCAACAGUCGGAUCCCCGUCGGCGUAUCCCGCUGGAUCUCUGAGCUUCCCACAGUUACCUUCCCGAUCGAGGAAUGAUUGACUCCAACCCUGAAAGCUUCUCCCAAGUAAGCCCAACGCUUGCAGACAAUGGCAGCCUUCCGUCGGACACAAGCUUCUCCACCCUAAUCAUGUCGAUCAAAUGGUGUCUGCCUACCGCACCCUCGUUUCUCGCGGUUUAAAAGAGUGCGGUGCCCCUGCCGAUCGACCAUCAUGAAGUUGCACCCAAGGGAUCCUGCUCACUCAGCCAAGUUUAUCCACGAUGCGUGCUGCAACAGCCAUCGCUUCUCUCCUGCUGGUCGGCUCCGCUGUCGGCCUGCAGAAUCCCCAUCAUAAAGCCAAAGCUAUCCAGAGAGCUCACCAGCACAAGACACUGUCUACUCGGGCUCUCACAGUUACACGUGACGAAGACUACAAGUACUUGACCAACAAGACUCAAAGGUUCCUUGUCAACGGUACUAGCAUCCCAGAAGUGGACUUUGACGUUGGAGAGUCUUACGCAGGUCUCCUUCCCAAUUCGCCCGCUGGAAAUUCCAGCCUCUUUUUCUGGUUUUUCCCUUCUGAGAACCCGAAAGCGAAUGAUGAGAUCACAAUUUGGCUGAACGGUGGCCCCGGAUGCAGUUCACUCGAUGGGUUACUGCAGGAAAAUGGCCCCUUCCUGUGGCUUCCUGGAACAUAUAAGCCUAUUCGGAACCCAUACUCGUGGACCAACUUGACGAACGUGGUGUAUAUUGACCAGCCAGCUGGAACGGGCUUUUCCCCAGGUCCGUCUACCGUGAACGACGAGGAAGGAGUUGCUGCCCAAUUCAAAAGCUGGUUCAAGCACUUUGUCGACACUUUUGCCCUGCACGGCCGCAAGGUGUACCUUACUGGUGAGAGCUAUGCCGGGCAAUACAUUCCGUAUAUCGCCUCAGCAAUGUUGGAUGAGAAGAACACCAAGUAUUUCAAUGUGAAGGGUAUCCAGAUUAAUGAUCCCUCUAUCAACGAUGACUCGGUGAUGAUUUACGCCCCGGCUGUUAGGCAUUUGAAUCAUUUUGCGAGUGUUUUCGCGCUGAACGAGACCUUUCUGGCCGACGUUAACUCCCGCGCUGACAAGUGCGGCUACAACAAGUUCCUUGAUGAAGCAUUGACAUAUCCUCCGCCGAAGGACUUCCCUGCCGCUCCGAAGGUGACCUCUGAGUGCGCUAUCUGGGACGACAUUAUUGCUGCCGCUUAUAAUGUCAACCCUUGCUUCAACAUUUACCAUCUCACCGACUUCUGUCCUUACCUCUGGAGUGAGAUGGGCUUCCCUUCCCUUGCAGGCGGGCCCAACAACUACUUCAACCGCACCGACGUUCAAAAGGCCCUUCACGUCCCUCACACAGAUUACUCAGUCUGUGGGGAAACCACUAUCUUCAAGCAUGGUGAUCAAUCUCCCCCCAGUGCCCUGGGCCCCCUUCCCAGCGUGAUUGAGCGGACGAACAACACCAUCAUCGGUCACGGGUGGCUCGAUUACCUCCUCUUCCUGAACGGAUCGCUGGUGACUAUCCAGAAUAUGACUUGGAACGGCGCCCAAGGGUUCCAGAAGCCCCCCGUCGAACCUCUUUUCGUCCCUUACCAUUACGGCCUGGCGGAGCUCGCCUACGGUAACCCCCCACAACCCUUCAACCUGGAUGCCGGCGCCGGAUAUUUGGGCACAGCCCACACAGAGCGUGGAUUGACCUUCUCCAGUGUCUACCUGUCUGGUCACGAAAUUCCCCAGUAUGCCCCUGGCGCCGGAUACCGCCAGCUGGAGUUCUUGCUUGGUCGCAUUAAGAACCUGCAGCAGCGGGGAGAUUACACUGCCUAAGGGUAUGAUUGAUAGUUACUCUGAGUAGAUCACUUCAACGUGUAUAUAUGAGCAGACGUAUAUAGAUGAUUUCUAAUGACACUGAGAGGUUGAAAGUUUCCUAGACACUAGAUGCCUCUCUUGCGAUACAGUUUUCCACACCCAUUGUAUGUAUAGGCAUAUCCUAGGUGAGAAUACUCUAAUUUAAGCUGUUUGCGAGAACGGCAUAUUUUGGUCAAAAAAGGAACGUUCUAGUCACCAGUGAUACCACAGCUCUCGUCCAUAGAAAAGGCUCAUAGUAGAUAUGAUAGCCAUGCGGAACAUUCCGGAAAGGCGCGACAAGAGUGAGUGAUUAGAAGGCAUUGCCCAGAAGGAGGCAAGAUUA